This is a messenger RNA of Chrysochloris asiatica (Cape golden mole), 2038 nucleotides long. RefSeq names its product alkB, alkylation repair homolog 8 (E. coli) (gene ALKBH8). The record is from RefSeq and is a predicted model, not a curated record. The coding region runs from base 5 to 1999 and encodes 664 amino acids. Gene Ontology annotation, cellular component: cytoplasm; nucleus. Gene Ontology annotation, biological process: tRNA wobble uridine modification. The transcript has 11 exons. Lineage: Eukaryota; Metazoa; Chordata; Mammalia; Afrosoricida; Chrysochloridae. Gene Ontology annotation, molecular function: 2-oxoglutarate-dependent dioxygenase activity; S-adenosylmethionine-dependent methyltransferase activity; tRNA binding.
UGUUAUGGAGAGCAACCACCAAAGUAAUUACAAGCUCAAUAAAACUGAGAAGAAGUUCUUAAGGAAACAGAUUAAAGCCAGCCAUACGCUGCUGAGACAUGAAGGCAUUGAGACAGUAUCCUGUGCCACUCAGAGCCUGGUUGUUGCCAACGGUGGUUUGGGUAAUGGCGUGAGUAGAAACCAGCUGCUUCCUGUUUUGGAGAAAUGUGGACUGGUCGAUGUCCUCUUAAUGCCACCUAAUAAGCCCUACUCAUUUGUAAGAUACAAAACCAUAGAAGAAUCCAAGAAGGCCUAUGUUACACUCAAUGGAAAAGAGAUAGUGGAUGAUUUGGGACAAAAGAUCAUUCUGUACUUGAAUUUUGUGGAAAAAGUAGAAUGGAAAGAGAUGGAGCUUCAGAGCUUACCUCCAGGCCUUACGGUAGUGGAAGAAAUUAUUUCUUCUGAGGAUGAGAAAAUGCUUUUGCAAAGCAUUAAUUGGACUGAAGGUACAGACAAUCAGAAUGUUAAAAAAUCUUUAAAACACAGAAGAGUAAAGCAUUUUGGCUAUGAAUUCCAUUAUGGGACCAACAAUGUAGAUAAAAAUAAUCCAUUACCUGGGGGUCUUCCUGAGAUUUGUGAUAGCAUUUUAGAGAAAUGGUUGAAAGAAGGUUACAUUAAGCACAAGCCUGAUCAGUUGACCAUAAACCAGUAUGAACCUGGUCAUGGAAUUCCUGCUCAUAUUGACACACAUUCUGCUUUUGAGGAUGAAAUCAUUUCUCUCAGUUUGGGGGCAGAGAUUGUCAUGGAUUUUAAGCACCCAGAUGGUGUUACAGUACCAAUCAUGCUGCCUCGUCGGAGUUUGCUGGUGAUGACAGGAGAAUCUAGAUAUCUUUGGACCCAUGGGAUCACACCUAGAAAAUUUGAUACUGUUCAAGCAUCUGCGGGUCAUAAAAGUGGAAUUAUCCUCAGUGAUGUUGGAGACUUAACUUUACACAAGAGAGGAAUGCGGACAUCGUUUACAUUUAGGAAGGUGAAGCAAACAGCUUGUGAUUGUAGUUACCCUUUAGUCUGUGACAGCCAGAGAAAAGAAACUCCCCCUUCAUUCCCAGAAAGUGAAAAGGAAGCCUCACUCCUGGAGCAGGAGUAUGUCCACCGAGUCUAUGAAGAGAUCGCUGGCCAUUUCAGCAGCACAAGACAUACCCCGUGGCCACACAUCGUGGAGUUUCUAAAAGCUUUGCCAAGUGGUUCGAUAGUGGCUGACAUUGGAUGUGGAAAUGGAAAGUACCUGGGCAUCAAUAAAGAGUUACAUAUGGUUGGUUGUGAUCGUAGCCAAAACCUUGUGGACAUUUGUCGGGAGAGGCAAUUUCAGGCCUUUGUGUGUGAUGCGUUGGCAGUACCGGUCCGCAGUGGGUCUUGUGAUGCCUGUAUCUCCAUCGCUGUCAUUCACCAUUUUGCAACAGCAGAGCGUAGAGUGGCAGCUCUACAAGAACUUGUUCGACUCCUGAGACCUGGUGGGAAGGCACUCAUUUACGUCUGGGCAAUGGAACAAGAAUACAAUAAGCAGAAGUCCAAGUAUCUAAGAGGAAACAGAAAUAGCCAAGGAAAGAAAAAGGAGAUUAACAGUGAUGCAUCAGUGCAAGAGUUGCUUGUGGAGCAAAUACCUGAUGUGGAUAAUCAAGAUUCAGCAUGUUCUGUCCCUGGCAUUAGUGACUUCCAGGAGGGAGGCUGUCAUUCAAGUAAAGUUACUCAUUCUAAACUGCCUAUUCAUACCAACAGGACUUCUUUUCAUUCUCAAGACUUGCUGGUUCCCUGGCACUUUAAGGGAAAUCCUGCUAAAGACAAACCUGUUGAGCCAUUGGGUCCAGGAGGAUCCCUUGACCCAAGUCCAGUGUUUCAUCGUUACUACCAUGUAUUCUGUGAGGGAGAAUUGGAAGCUGCCUGCCAGACUCUGAGUAAUGUCAGCAUUCUGCAAAGCUACUACGAUCAGGGAAACUGGUGUGUGAUUCUUCAAAAGCUCUGAUUACUUAUAUAAACAUAUCAUUUAAAGGAAGACAUGCUC